Messenger RNA from Dichomitus squalens LYAD-421 SS1, 1338 nucleotides. RefSeq lists its product as uncharacterized. The record is from RefSeq and is a predicted model, not a curated record. Lineage: Eukaryota; Fungi; Basidiomycota; Agaricomycetes; Polyporales; Polyporaceae. Bases 1 to 1338 code for a protein of 445 amino acids. The transcript is spliced from 6 exons.
AUGCUCUAUUUUCGUGAGCGAGUCGUGGCAAUACCCUCUGCCGUAGAGGGAUCCGAGUACUCAAGAUGGGCCGGGCUGCGUCUCCCACCCCUCUACAGCCAGUACCACCAGAAUGAGCUCCGCCUUCCCCAGCACCACUGGCACGCAACGUCUCAUGAGGGCGAGCCCAAGUUCUUCUUCGUUCCCGGACACAGCCGAGGCUCCGGAUGGGGCAACAUCAUGCAGGAGAUCUUGCUUAAUGCAUUUCUUGCCCACAAGUCGAAUCGAGCAUUCGUCUUCUACAAUUACACUUGGAAUGACAAUCCUAGCGAAGACUAUGCGGACUUCGCAGGGAAGCCCAUCCCCUCCCGCAUUCCCCUGUCCGCGCUCGUUGCCGGACCUCUCGUCGGCGGAGCAUUCCCUCCUGGCCAGCACGCACCUCUGGCGAUAGCGGAGGAAUACUACCGUACUGUUUGUGACGGUCGCAAGGUGGUGCUCGAUCGCGAUGAAAUGGACAAGAAGGCCAGGAGUUGGAUGGUCGAGCCCAUCACCACGGCCUGGCUAGAGAAGCUAAACACAGUCGACGACCAGUGCGUGGAGGUGGCGCAAGGCCAAGGCCCGAUCUACAACUGGAUCACCUUCGGCGACCGCCACGCGAUGCACGAUGCCUGGGCAGACUUCGCCGCGUCCCCGAUCGUGACGCACUUUCGGUGGUCCGCGCUCGUCGAGCUCGCGUUCGACAACAACCGCGAGGUGAUCGCCCCCACGGCCGUCUUCGAGCCGCCGCUCUCGACGGUGCCCUACACGUCCAACGCGGAGCGCUACACCGCGCUCGCCGGCCUCCUCGUCCUCCACCUCCGCCGCGGCGACUACGAGGGCCACUGCGAGCACCUCGCGAAGUGGUCCUCGUCCUACCUCGCGUUCAACGGCCUCCCGGCGCUGGAGCAGUUCGACCCGCCCGAGGGCGGCAGCUGGGGCGAGAACACGCCCGAGAACGUCGCCGUCUACCGCGCGCACUGCCUGCCGGACAUCGCGCAGAUCGUCGCCCGCGUGCGCGCGGUGCAGCGCGCGGACGCCGCGCGGGGGCUGCAGCACGUGUACGUCAUGACGAACGGCGCGGUGGAGUGGGUCGAGGAGCUCAAGCGCGCGCUGCGGGCGACGGGCCAGUUCACGCACGUCGCGAGCAGCCGCGACCUCGUGCUCAACUGGGAGCAGAAGUACGUCGCGCAGGCGGUGGACAUGCUCGUCGGCCAGCGGGCGCAGGUCUUCAUCGGGAAUGGGUGGUCGAGUUUGACUGGCGGCAUCGUCGUCAUGCGACAGGCCAAUGGGUUCCACCCCGAUACUACACGAUUCUUCUAG